UUGCAGCAUAUUCCCAUUUAUUCUUGUUCCGUAAGGGCAGAUAUUGACAGCUUCUCUUCGCUUUUCCUGUAGGGGGCGCUCUGGCGCUGUUCAGUCCGCCGGUAAAACCACUGAAGGAAGAGCGAAGGCUGCCGCGCUGACUGAGACUGAGAUGUUGAGCAUGAAAGCGCAGAUGGAUGUGAUCUGCUGUAAAUCAGUAGGAACUGAUCUGUCCAUGAUGGAUAUUGAGGAUUUCAUCAGUGAAAUCUGUCAGCUGAAGAAAGAGGUGGCGUCACUGGAGGCAAAGCUGAGAGAAAGAGGAGACAAACCCAACAGAGAGGAUCUGGAGAAGGUUUCAGUGUGUGUGACUGACGGGACAGAAGCUCAGGAUUCAGUCUGGAGAUCCAGAGACACACAGGACUCAGAGCUCAGCCUCACUUUACUGUGUUAUACUGACGCUCAGGAUCAUGGAUCCGCUGAUCAAACCUCUGACUGUAACGCUGGAGAACAGCAGAUGCUGCAGACGCCGCUGAAGAUGUGCUCCGUCAAACUGGUGGACUGCAGGAACCUGAUAGAGAGCAGAGGAGAAGAAACCACAGCAGAGGAACAACAACAGAGACACGAGGAGGAGGAGGAUGAAGAUGGGAGUGAUGAUUAUAAUGAGGAUGAUGAAGGAAAUGAGGAUGAGAAUAAUAGAAAUGAUGACGAUAAUGAUUUUAUUCCUUCAGAUGAGAAUGGCAGUUCACCAACUGAUGAAGAAACAGUCUCAACAUCAAAAGAUCAACUGAAGAUCAAGAGUUUUUCCUGCACCACCUGUGGGAAAACAUUGAGUUCACAGCGUAAUUUAGUGAGACAUGAGAGAACACACACAGAACAGAAAGAUUUCACCUGCAAGAUAUGCAACAUCAGCUUUCCUACCUUAGAAGAGAGGAGACGUCAUUCAAAAGAGCACAACGUGAAGAAGGAGUUUCACUGCGAACAGUGCGGGAAGGAUUUUUUCACGACUCCUUCUAAUAUGAGAGUUCACAUGAAGUCACACACUGGUGAAAAGCCUUUCCAAUGCAGCGAAUGUGACAAGAAUUUCAGCACCAAAAGAAGUCUUACUGCUCACAAACGAAUACACACGGGUGAAAAGCCUUUCCACUGCAGUGAGUGUGACAAGAAUUAUACCACCAAAGGGAAUCUCGAUGCUCAUAUGAGAAUCCACACGGGUGAAAAGCCGUAUAAGUGCCCUCACUGCGAGAAGAGCUUCAACCACAAACCCCAUCUGAAGACCCAUGUGCGUGUUCACACCAAUGAGAGGCCGUAUCAGUGCAGUGAAUGUGGGAAAACCUGUAAGGACUCAAGUUCUCUAAGAUCACACCAAAUAAUACACUCUAAGGAGAAACCAUAUCAGUGUUCACACUGUGAGAAACGAUUCCGUCACAAAUGUAGUUUGAUUCAUCAUGAGAGGACUCACACUGGAGAGAAACCGUACCUGUGCUCCUACUGCGGGAAGAGCUUUUCUAAUCCAGCUCAUUUUACAUUUCAUCAGAGAGUUCACACUGGAGAAAGACCGUAUCGCUGCAGCGUUUGUGGGAAGAGUUUCAGUAAAUUUGAUACCUUACAAAAGCACAAGAGGAUUCAUACAGGAGAAAGACCGUACAAGUGUUCUCAGUGUGACAAGGCGUUCGCUCGAUUAGACAUCCUGAAGACUCAUGAGCGAGUUCAUACAGGAGAGAAACCUUACCGCUGCUGCAUCUGCGGCGAGAGAUUCACUUAUUUAGGUAGUUUUUAUACUCACCAGAAGAAACACACUGAAGAACAAACUGCUCCAGAAUCAUCAUAGUGUCUUUUCAUCAGUAAAUCUGGAUAAAAGACUCAUCCUGAAACUGUACAUUGAGCUCUUUCUGCCAGUAGGGGGCAGUGUCGCAUUGAGCUUUCAUGUGAUUUGGGAGAGUAGAGAUGGAUUGAACCAAACUCAGUAAAUAAAAUUGUGUUAGACUGAAUAGAACAAUGAUUGUACCUUAAACGUGACAGAUGAACUCGAUCUAUUAAAGGGAACCCCUGGUGUUAA
This is a messenger RNA of Megalobrama amblycephala (Wuchang bream), 2035 nucleotides long. RefSeq names its product zinc finger protein OZF-like. The transcript has 4 exons. The coding region runs from base 152 to 1807 and encodes 551 amino acids. Lineage: Eukaryota; Metazoa; Chordata; Actinopteri; Cypriniformes; Xenocyprididae. Gene Ontology annotation, molecular function: RNA polymerase II cis-regulatory region sequence-specific DNA binding; DNA-binding transcription factor activity, RNA polymerase II-specific. Gene Ontology annotation, cellular component: nucleus. The record is from RefSeq and is a predicted model, not a curated record. Gene Ontology annotation, biological process: regulation of transcription by RNA polymerase II.